AGCACGCAGGCACAUAUAAUGUUCCAACUAUUAAUGAAGUUGCAGUUGUUAUGGCUGGUGACCCAUCGGAACGUCGAGAUAUACGCAUACAACGCAGGGAUAACACGGUGCAAAUAAUUCAAGACAAUCAUCGUUCUUAUGAUGCAUUGCAGUAUCCGUUGAUAUUUUGGGAAGGAGAGGAUGGUUAUCAUUUCGACAUUAAACAAAGGAAUCCAACGACAGGUGUGGAACUAACCACUAUGACAAUUAAUAAGUCACAAGGUCAAACAAUGACGAUUUGUGGAUUGGAUUUGGAAAAUCCGUGCUUUUCUCACGGUCAAUUGUACGUUGCAUGUUCAAGGGUUGGCAAACCAUCCAAUUUGUUUGUGUAUAUUCCUCAAGGAGUAACCAAAAAUAUUGUACAUCCAAUGGCACUAAGUUAGUUGAACUUUUUGUUAAUUGAAAAUAUACAAAUGUUAUAAAAUA
Messenger RNA from Coccinella septempunctata (seven-spotted ladybird), 465 nucleotides. RefSeq lists its product as uncharacterized. NCBI's taxonomy places the organism in Eukaryota, Metazoa, Arthropoda, Insecta, Coleoptera, Coccinellidae. The record is from RefSeq and is a predicted model, not a curated record. The coding region runs from base 51 to 422 and encodes 123 amino acids. The transcript has 3 exons.